AGUUGUUUUUAUGUGUUGUUAGGUCGAAGCCGUUGUAUGACGGAGACCUAGUGAAACUGAGAAAAUGAGCUCAGAAAUAGAGCCACACGUUACCAAAAAAUAUGAGGUGAAGAAGAGGCUAGGCAAAGGGGCAUAUGGUAUAGUUUGGAAGGCUGUAGAUAAAAGGACAGGAGAAGUGGUUGCCCUGAAGAAGAUUUUUGAUGCAUUCCGCAAUCAGACAGAUGCACAGAGAACUUUUAGAGAAAUCAUGUUUCUUCAAGAAUUUGGAGAUCAUCCAAACAUUGUAAAACUUCAUAAUGUAAUGAAAGCUGAGAAUGACAAAGAUAUCUAUCUAGUUUUUGAAUUCAUGGACACAGACCUGCAUAAUGUUAUCAAGAAAGGAAAUAUCCUAAAAGACAUUCACAAACGUUACAUUAUGUACCAGCUUUUAAAAGCAACCAAGUACAUGCAUUCUGGCAACGUCAUACACAGGGACCAGAAGCCAUCAAAUGUUCUUCUGGAUGGGGAAUGCUUUGUGAAAGUUUGUGAUUUUGGUCUGGCAAGGUCACUCACCCAGUUGGAAAUGGACGAAGGGACAGAUCCUAAUCUCACAGAAUAUGUAGCAACACGGUGGUACAGAGCUCCGGAGAUUCUUUUAGCUUCUCAUAGAUAUACCAAAGGUGUUGAUAUGUGGAGCUUAGGUUGUAUAUUAGGGGAAUUGUUAUUAGGCAAACCCCUAUUUCCAGGCAGUUCUACACUCAAUCAGAUUGAGAAAAUUAUGUCAUCCAUCACUCCUCCUUCUAAAAGUGAUAUUGAAAGUUUAAAAUCUGCAUAUGGUGCUUCCAUCUUAGACAAAGCUGCAAUAAGACCCAAAAAGCCCAUGGAAGACUUACUCCCAGAUGCACCCAAAGAUGCAAUAGACCUACUGAAGAAACUACUGCACUUCAACCCAGACAAGAGACUUACUGCUGAGGAGGCUCUGAAGCAUCCUUACGUGCAGAGAUUUCACAGUCCAGAAGAUGAGCUGGACAUUGGUCGUGAUGUUGUCCCCCCACUUAGUGAUGAUGUGCAACUGAGUGUUGAAGAGUACAGGAAUAAACUGUAUGAGAUGAUAAUGGAAAAGAAAGCAGAGAGAAGAACGAAAAGAAAAGAAGAAGAAGAGAGCAAGGUUCAGAAGGAGCAGGUGCCUCCCAGUGAGCCACUCCCAUCACAAGCCAAUGGUUAUCUAAGUAAUGGUGCUUCUCCCAAAGUCGCAACUCCAGUGACAGUGAGACCUGCACAGCCCCAGACUACACAGCCAGCACCAGUUGUGGCAUUUGGAAGAACUACCCAUCCUAAUCCACCCCAGUCCCAAGUCAAGAAAGCAUUACCCAGACAGAGGAGCUACGAAAAUGUGCAUGGAGGAGAAAAGGGUGACUCUCCAAAUGUAAAGAAGGAGAGACAGGGAUCUGCCCCAGCAGCAGGAAGGCAUGCCAGGACCACAUCUGCCGGGAUGUUCAGGAGUAAUAACCCCAUUAUCACCAGAGAUGACAAGACAGGACUCGCAAUCUCUAGCUCAAGAAUUGUUCCAGGGCAAAGGCCAUCUUCGGCCAAAGAGGGGCAGCGUACCAAGCCUUCUUUUGGUAGAAAGCAGUUUGACAAUGUGAGGAACAACCCAUCUCAUGGCCACACAAAGGCUGCCUUUGGGAGCUAUACACAGAAUUUUGGAACCAUUUCCAACAAGGCUUUGUCAACUCUGAAGAGUAAUUGGUGAUGUCAUACUUAUUGGUAACAUGAAAAGGUGGAAAAAAUUAAUAGCAUGCACUCAUUUAAAUACAGUGUUUGAAGCCCUGUUGUGGUCUGUCCAUGCACGGGUGCUUGCCUCUACUGUACAAAGGCAAUAUAAAAUCUCAUUAAUGGUAUAAUACAAGCUGAGCCUAUGUUGUUUGAUGAGGAGUAUGUUCCACACUAUGCAUACAGUAUUAUUUAUCAACAAAAAAGUCCUUCUUGAGGAAUAUCCUCAAAAGACAAGCCAGAUUUGGACCAUUUUUCAAACUGAAAUUGAGUCCUCAGUGGUGCCACAUAAAAGCAUCUAGCCAAGACAGUUUGUGCAAAUAAUGCAUAUUAUAACAUUAUAAUGCAGAUUAAACAUUAUAAUGAGAUACAUGCUUCUAUGGUGGUAGUGCACUUGCUUUUGAAUUAGUGACUUAGUGACAACAUUCAAAUUUAUACUACAAGAUCACUUUGCUGAUUACUUGUGAAACAGUAGGAGAUAGCACUUAGCAUUAAAGAUACACAGUAUGUAUGGUUGAAUCUCAUGUUCCUUAAUGCAAAAUUUAAAUGAGGUCCAUUUCCAUUUUCUUUUUUUAUGAAACUAGCUGUUGCAAACUAUUUGUAAAUAGGUAAACUAGUAAGUGGAGGUUCCUUUUGACUCAAAGAUUAAAAAAAAAGUCAGAUGCAAAGAUUUAUAUAUCUAGACUAUUUUUUGCCAAUUUAUUUAUUUAUUUAUUUAUUGUCAAACAGUAGUCUUUUUUUUUUACAUUGAAUUGCCAGGUAAGGAUAGUCUGUGGCAAUUUGUAGCAUACUGUAAAUUCAUGGCUCAACUGAUAGAACAUGUAUUUUUUUUCUCUGUAUGAAAAGUUGUGCUUUUACAUGGAAGACUGCAAAGUCAAAUUUAGUUGUCCAGAUAACUAUGUGAUUGAUAUACUCUAUUUUAUGUGUAAACAGUUCUAUAUCUUGAUUUUCUUAUAUUGAUUUUUUAACAUGUAAAUGUGAUUUGUUCUCUUAUUCAUAUUAUGUGAGGUAUCCAAUAUUUCAUUCUUAUAAUUGGGUCCAUAAUCAAGUAUAUCCGUCCAAUUAGAAUUUAUCUGGUUUUUAUCAUGUAGGUGUAAGUGUCAAGGUCUGAUUAAUGAUAUUUGGAUGUGACUAACAUUCCAUUUAUCUUCUUUUAUUCCAUCCAUGCAAUUUCUAUGGUCAAAUAAAAAUCAUAUAAUAUUAUUUACUUAACAGAAUUCCAUAUGAACUAUUUAAUUUUUGCCUUCAUCUCAUUGCAUCUAAAUUGUGAGAAAAUAUAUAUAAUAGAAUGGAUGAAACUGUUUAUGAUGAAGUUAGUGUGGUUUUAUCAUGUUUAUUAUAUAGAUAUUAUAAUGUACAAACUGUACCUGCAACGAAGAAAUAAAGUG
This is a messenger RNA of Lingula anatina, 3140 nucleotides long. Its product is annotated as extracellular signal-regulated kinase 2. Gene Ontology annotation, molecular function: ATP binding; MAP kinase activity. Gene Ontology annotation, biological process: protein phosphorylation. The record is from RefSeq and is a predicted model, not a curated record. NCBI's taxonomy places the organism in Eukaryota, Metazoa, Brachiopoda, Lingulata, Lingulida, Lingulidae.